ACAGGAGAGGCGAUGGCAAUUCAGCAAAGGCACAGCACCUCCUCAGGAGAUAACUAUACACCUCUAUCCUUGAAAACCACCAGAAAGAACGAGGACAGGCCGUGGAAACUCCGAUUAAUCUAUCUGCAGUGCUAUCUCAUUUCAAUUGCCUGUAUCUUGGGAACGGGAAUAUUAGGCUUACCUGGCACAGUUGCCCAUGCUGGACUACAGCCAUUUUUGGUUUCCUUCAUAACAGGCUUCUUUAUGCAGGUGCUAUUGAUUUAUCUUUUUGUUGAUUUGCUGCAACGAUGCCGUUUGGUCCAGGUUGAGGCUGCAAAGCAUUCACUGGUAGAAAGAAUUAUAAUGCAAGAUGUCGGUGGUCAAGAUUACCUUCCAAAUUCCAUUGAAGAGGAGGAAGAAACUGAGGAUGCAGGUCAUGUGUUGUUGCACCAGAAUAAUGGGAUUGACCAUUCCGAGGAGGAGCAAAUGCCAAACUUGCACAUAUUGGGUGCCCUUUUCCUGAGCAAGUGUAUGAGUUAUGUUUUCGACCUUCUCCUAAUCCUACAAUUUAUUUCAAUUGGGAUCAGUUAUGUUUUGGCUGGGAGUGAAGCUUUUGCUGAGCUUUUGCAAAUCAGGCAUGUCUAUGUCAUUCCGUUCUUCACGUGGAUCUUGUCUUUUGGAAUUAUUAUGGCUCAGGUUAUUAUACAGCCAAUCACAUCCAUUUUGACCCUGGCAAAGGGAACUCUGUUAAUCAUCACAGUAAUUGUGACCUUUGUUGUUGGCUCUGAGAUCCAUCAAGAAAUAUUCAAUGAUUUCUCCAGCAUUGGAACACCCUUCCUGAUGGGUACUGUUGCACUUGGAGGUAUUGUAAAUGUGAUGCCAAUGUUAUUCUCUGAGAUUUCACAAAACAGGUCACAGAUAAUGUGGUUCCGCCGAGCUGUUACUGGAGGACUCACUACUUGUACAAUACUGAACAUUCUGUGGUGUUGGGCGGUACUGGACAUUGUUCCCCAGACAUCUAUGCGGAAAGUUCUAUUUGAUGGAGAUUUGAACACCACUAUGUUUACUGCACAUCAGAUGGUCCCUGGCUACAUAAUGACCUACUCUAAUAUAUCUUUGGAAGCUUCUGAAAAAGCGGGGGAAAUAGCCACAGUUCCAUUGACAAAAAUUAUAAUGGAACAGUACAAAAGGUUUGCCUGGGUGGCCUGGUUUACAGAGAUUUUUAUCACUGUCAGCAUUACGGUUUCUUUUCUAGUGCUUGGAUCUGCAAUGAAGCAUACAUUGGAGGGUUGGGUAGAUUCCUUCUGGAGCAAGAAAUGUGAAACAGCUGCUGAACGUUGUGAAAAGUCUUAUUUUCAAUUAAUUAAGAUCGGCGGUGCAAAAAGUUUGACUCGAGGAUUAAUUUGCCUGCUGGGAUUCGGUAUUAUUUUUAUGGUGGCCAUGUCUAAUCCAAAGGGAUUCGUUAUUGUGCUUGAUAAAGUCACCUCAUUUGCUUUAAAUCUUGAAGCUGGCCUCUUCAUUUUCCUGAUGCUGAGAAAUUCUCGAUCAGAGCCAUAUAAGCUUAUUACUGUGCCUUUACCUAUGAGUUCAAGGAUGUUUUUGUUGCACUGGCUUCUCCCAGUUUAUUUCCUAUUUGCUGUGGGAUAUGACAUCUAUCAAACUUUAGCAUAUGGUUGGCAUCAUUCAUAUUCAUUGCCAGAAAACCUUAAAGAUUUGCCUUUUGAGGUUAACACACUGAAUAUUCAAAUCAAGCAGCAUUCUGUUAAGCGGCUACUAUUUUCAAAAUAUUGA
Messenger RNA from Hemiscyllium ocellatum (epaulette shark), 1770 nucleotides. RefSeq lists its product as uncharacterized. NCBI's taxonomy places the organism in Eukaryota, Metazoa, Chordata, Chondrichthyes, Orectolobiformes, Hemiscylliidae. The record is from RefSeq and is a predicted model, not a curated record. The transcript is spliced from 19 exons. Bases 13 to 1770 code for a protein of 585 amino acids.